Linderina pennispora is the source of this 5553-nucleotide messenger RNA. RefSeq lists its product as uncharacterized. Lineage: Eukaryota; Fungi; Kickxellomycota; Kickxellomycetes; Kickxellales; Kickxellaceae. The record is from RefSeq and is a predicted model, not a curated record. Gene Ontology annotation, biological process: transcription initiation at RNA polymerase III promoter; 5S class rRNA transcription by RNA polymerase III. Gene Ontology annotation, molecular function: DNA binding. The transcript has 48 exons. Bases 132 to 5339 code for a protein of 1735 amino acids. Gene Ontology annotation, cellular component: transcription factor TFIIIC complex.
UUUUUUUUUUUCUAAAUCGCGACUAUACGCUAUCCUAACGCAAUUACGAACGUAACCGCCAUUCGUGCUUUCAGCGACACUUACACACGCACACCGCACAGUCUAGCUGACAAGAAGGCGACUUCUGCUCAAUGGACGUGAUACUCGAGACCGUCAAACGUGAGAUCACGCUCGACUGCACGCGGGGCUCAUCGCUCGAUCGCGUGUGGUCGUUUAUGGCCGAGGACAGCGGGGUGCCGGCCGACAACAUGGUAUAUCUGUGGCCGUAUAUCAGCAGCCUGGACGGGCUGACAUUCAUCAACGGCCAGAGCGAGCACAUCUUCGACCCCGCCGACGACGAGAAGCGCAAGGAGUUCCAGGCACUGACCUUCGCCCAGGUCGCAUCGCAUGAUGCCGAGAUCAACCGCGAGCUGCUUGGGCGCCCGGAGGGAGUUCCGAGGGUGAUGAAUUCGCCCAAAUCGUUCAAGGUCCUGGAGCUGAUAACAGUGAGCACGGAGCUCGGACUGGAUCCGCGGUCGUCGUUCCACUUCAUCAAGGUGCUGGAAGCGGAGGGCAUGGAAGGGCUGAACACCAACCUGAUCAUCCUUCGUCGCAAUCUGCCGGCCCCAAAGAAAGAAAGCAAAACUAGGAACCAUAUCACGAUUGUCGACGGGGUCCCAGUGAAGAAGAAGCUGCCGAAUCCUGGCUACGAACGGGCGCCGGAGGAAAUGGUCUCUAACCUUGUCCGAUUCAAGCUGCGCAACCGCAUCUCCGAUAUACUGGAGCAGAGCGAGAGCGGAUCCAUGGCUGUCGGGCUGGACUUUUACGACAGGCGGCACCGCAAAUACUUCCACCGACGCGUGCGCAUGCGGGAAAUAAAAAACGCCGAGUACGAGAUUCCCGACGAGCACCUCCCUCGCAUCCCGACGACAGACGGAGGCAAGGAGGAUAUCGAUGCCGAGAUGAAGGAGCGCGCCCGCAUCAAGGCAGCCAAGGCAAAGCGAAUGACUCUGAUUCGGCAGAAGAAGGCGCGGCGGAUGGGCUUGGAGCUCCGUCGCUGCGUGCGAUUCAUCAAGCCUGUCGGCGUGCCGUUGAAGCGGAGGCGCGAGCACGAUAGGGCGGGCAGCACAGCAGUGCCAGCUGACGGACAUACCAGCCAAGAUGAAGACGAGAAUGACGACGAGGAUGAAGACGAGGAUGCGGCGCUGGCAAACGACGACGACGAUGACGACGACGAGAUGGCUGGCAUUGAGGCGGUCAAGGAGCACGCGGAUAUCAAGCACCUGCUGUCGAUGCCGCAAGUGAGAAUGGGUAUGCUGAGCGGGAUGUCGCUCGAGAGCCAAGUGUUCCGGCUUGGCACAGUGGCCAAGGCAGUGCAGUUCAUUCUUCGGGAACACAACUACAAGACCUUGGUGCGCGUGUUUGACCGGCUGGUCAAGUCGCCUAUUGUCCUCGGCGAUGGAUCGCUUCCGGGAACAUAUGCGGUAGCUGGCAGCGCCAACGCCCCGACACAGAUCCCAAAGACAGAGAUGCUGAUUACCAGUGUCGACGAGUUCCUGGGCCGUGAGCACCGGAAGCGCUACUUUGCCAACCCAGCGGCAACCAGCCUGAUCUCGCAGCUCCUGGUUGAUCUGGGGACCGAGGAUAAUGGCGCGCGACCGCAAUCAUUGGUAUCUGCAUCUGCAACAACCAGCACAGCUGGAAAGGAUAUGGCCAAAGGCAAAGACAGGGAGGCUGAUGUAGAAGUCAUGCCUGAAGAGCAAAUUGAAGCCCCGACCACAAACGCUGACAGCCAGGUGUCUGCUAGCAAGGAUCCAGUGGCACCAGCUCACUCUGGCUUGCAUCUGUCAAUGCCAGACCUUGUGAGGAUAGCUGAAACGGAGUCCAAGUCCGUCAACGCGAUUCUUCGACAGGAGUGUCUCAUGGUGAUGCUCAGGGACAAGGGAAUCGUGUGCUGCACGAAAUCCACCAUUAAGGCGUGCCAGAACCGUGCGUCCCUGUACGUGCGCGAGCGCGAGGCGGCUGGAGAGAUCACCUCGUCGGUUGCUGCAUCCAUGGUCAAUUACAAGAUGGACAAGCGCACGUUCCUGCGGACCAUCACGACGCUGGCGUCCGAGCAGCGAGUGCACCACAGGGCUGUGGCUGCCAAUCCGAACAAGAGCCGCAAUCUGCCGAUGCUGUCGCACCUAGCAAUUGCCUGGGAGAUCGAUCCGAACGGGGAGCGUGUCGACGCGUUUAUUGAGGCCUUGAAGGACAGUAUGAUCAUCAACAGCGCUGGCUUGAAGCUGCGUCUGCCGCCACUGGUCGAAAACUCGGCGCUUGUGCAGCGCACGACCGGCUCAAAGGAGCGCGACCGCCGGUACAUCGACGCCAAGCUAGGUGUGGCCAGGUUCCGCAGCACCGUCGCCACCACUCGUCGCAAGCGGUUCAAGCGUCUGGCAGCAGAGGUCGAGUCGGGUGUUGCUUAUGACUCCAGGGAUGACGGCGAUGACGAGCCGCUCUACAAGCGCGCAAAGAGAGAGAACAUGCGGGCUGGCCGGACAGGCAAGGACCCAGCGUGGGAGGAGGUCAAGCAGGAGAUGGAGUACCUGGGCGGCGCUAUGGUCCGGCUCCAGACACUUCACCAGUUCCUCAUCAAGGAGCUGCCUCGCAGCAUCGACAACAUCCGCGUCUAUCCCAACUACAUCUUCCGCAUACCGUAUCUGCUGUAUGCCCUGCCACUUCGCCUGCAUAUCCAGCUGUGCAAAGGCGCGUGGUAUACGCAUGCUGCAAUUCGCUAUGUGCGCUACGGCAUCGAAACCGAGGAGCAGAGGGAGACACGCCUGUCUGCCGCUGAUGAAGACGAAGACGAACUGAUGGCGAGGCGACUGAACACGCCGAUCGGCAAGCUGCCCCAGGAUCUGAUCGCUAUGAUCAUGAGCAAGGUCAACCGGUCGCGUGUUCUGAUGUACAUCCUGCAGCUGCCCGACCUGACAAGCGACCGAGAGCCAGCCGACGCUAAGGAUAACCAGAGCACGAUUGGGUACCAGCUGAUUGGCAAGGCCCGCGUGCUCAACCGCAAGGGCUACAGGUGCGCCCCUGUGUCACAGGAUCUGUCUGUAAACUACCUCAACGACAACGUGCACAACUACUGGGAUGAGCUGCAGACUUCGUCGCACGUAUCCCAUCCGCUGUUCAGGAUCAACUCGCUGCUGAAUCGGUCGCAGAUCGAAACGCUGGACAGGGUGCCGCCCAUGGCAGCCAAGGAGGCCUGUGUCUCGCUGCCAGAAGCGCGCAUAUUCAGGCGCAACAUCCACAUCAAACAUCGGAAGAAUUUCGAGGAGAGCCUGAAGAAGGACGCGUCAACCAUCAACAUGGCCAAGGGAACGCCGCCCCCACCGCUCAAUGACCUGACACCGCCGCGUCGCCGCUGGUCGGCCGAGGACCAGCACCUGCUUAUCCUUACGUUCGUUGUGAUGCCUGUGCUGCUGAUGCCUGCACUCAAGGUGUUCCCCGACCGCUUUGAUUGGGGCAACAUGAUGCAUCGGGACCAUUACCGCAGCCUCAGCGAGUGUCUGAUGACUCUCUGGCCGCAUAUCUUUGACGAUGCGCUCAGCAAGGGUGAGCUGACAGACACUAGCAACCGUGAAAAGUGGGACAUUGUCAAAGAGAAGAAUACGCUGCUGGAGAUUCUGGAGCAGUACAAGGAGAAGCUGUACUACGACUAUGUCGAUGUUGCCGAUGAGCAACAGCCGGAUCUGUUCGACAAGCUGGCUGAGCUGGCGCGGAGGGCGCAGGCUGACAACGAGCCGGGCCAGGAGCACUUGCAGAAGCAUGCAAAGGAGAAGGUCAAGAUCACGCUUGAGGAGUUCAAGCUGCGGUACGUGAUUGUCAGCAAGGAUGCAAAGCCCACGUAUGAGUUCCCGGAGGACAGCCUCCGGCGCGGAUCAAACAUGCAUAGCACCUUCCAGCAGCUGCGCAUGGCGAAAAACACCAUGUAUACGAUGCGCCAGGGCUGGUCGUGCCUGGCGGACGAGUCGAACCCAGUAACCACGCAUCUCCAGCUCUCAGAUGACGGCAUGCCUGUCAAGGUGCCGGUUUCCGCAUACACCCCAAGGCUGAGCAUCUAUCCGGUUGUGCGCAUCCUGAAUGCCAGGCUGGUCUCCAACCCAGUGCUGGUCAUUGGCAGGCUAUGCAUGGAUCGAUACGUCUCUAGCACUCGCCUGCGGGCGAUAAUUACCAAUCUGUACGACGAGUCCCUCGCCAACAAGCUCCUGCUGCCGGACAAGUACGUGUCGGAGCUGCUUGCGAGCAACGCAAUGUCGGUCGGGCUAGCCAAGCUUCCGAUAACUUGGCCGUCCGAGACACAGGCGGAAUCCAGUGUGGGCAGCACCGUCGUCGUGCAUGAGACGUCGGGGGCUACCCGCGUUGGCGCUGCAGAAGCCCGGCCCGGAACGCACACAGCUGGUGAGGGCGGCAUCGAGCGCAGGGCUCCUGGCCGCGGAUUUGCCAUCUCCGAACGAUUCGCCACAGGGCCGCAGCAGCUGCCUGAGCUGUCGACGGCUGACCACCAUUGGGCACCAGCGGACUCGGCGUACUCGCUGUCAUUGUUUGCCCAAGGCCGGCUGUGGCUGCGGCCAGUAUAUUCGGCCAAACCCGACGCGCCGUUUGGUCCGAUGGCAGGGUUCCAGCGCCGUCUAAAUCUACACGUUGCAUCUCCCAUGGACGUCGAUGGUGACCAGCAGCAUGGGGGCAAUCUUGCGCUGUCGCCAGAGAUCCUGGAAAAGGUUCUCUCGGCGCUGGCCAUGCUCGUGCAUGAAACUGGCGCCAUGGGUGUGGCCUUGGGCGAGCUGCAGAGCCUCAUCAGCAGGAUGUUUGAGAAAACGACCAUGGAUAUGCCAGAGCACCUGCGGACCAUUUUGCAGUCACGCUCUGCGCUCCAGACACUGGUUGGCAUGCUGGUUAGCAGCAAGCGACUGGUGGUGGUGGGCUGCACCGACCAGCGGUAUGUCUCGGAAAGAUACUAUCAGGCCCAGUGGAUGACGACUGUCGGCGACCCGCCACUCAAACUCGUGCCGUAUCUCGGCCAGAGCCUCAAUGGCAGCGCCAACAUGGCAUUGCUCUUGAAUAUGAUUCUCGAGCACCCCGGGAUCUCGCAGACCAACCUGAUGCGGCGUCAUUUCGCGCCACAUGUGGCGAAGGCCGAGAUCCAGCGGUUCCUGGAUAUUCUGUGCUCUCACAAAAUCAUCGACAAGCGCGAAUCAGAGGUGCCGGCCAACUCGGGUGUGUAUAUUACGACUUACAGGGCACGCCUCGACUACUACUCGAAGCUGCGGCAGCUGUCUCGGUCGCUGGGCGACCUGCUGCCUCUAGACUCUUGAACUUGUGUGUCUUUUUUGAAUACCCAGCCCAGCAGCCUGGAGUUAAUCUAGCUGGGGCUACUGUCUAUUGCUUCUUGGAAGCAAGAAAUAACGAAAUGGUGGGGAGGGAGCGCUUUGCUUUCCUUCUGGGAACUGCAGAGCCAGCUCAACAUUUGCCUACUUUCCUCCUCCCUCCCUCCUCCCCGUGAAUGGACAAUAUAUUUGCGACAAAUUU